CGCGCGCGCGCAGCCCCACAUGGCCUCGGGCGCGCAGCCUCCAGCCGGGUCGGAGCCGCGGGCUGAGGGGGCGGGAGGUGCGCGCAGUGCCGGGGGGCUCUCGGACGCGGAGCCCCAACGCCCUCCUCCUCCCCCGCCGCCCGCGCGGAGCGCGGAGCCCCGGUGGCCCCGCGCCAGGUCGAGUUCGGCCCCCGCCGCCUCCGAGGCUCGGGCGCCGCCGCCACCCCGGACGCCCUGCGACCUGAGAGGUCCCCUGGACGAGCGCCGGGUGCUGGAGCACCUGCACGUGGCCCUGAGGCGCGAGGCGCGCGUGUGGCGGGGCGGGAGCCUCCAGCCGGAGAUCCGCGGCGCCUUCCUGGAGGUCGUGGUGUGGUUACUGGAGCGAGAAAACGCCUUUCACUUCGCCCGGACCACUUUUAACCUGGCGCUCAGCAUCUUUGGCCGCCUCCUGGUCUCCGUGAAGGUGUCGGAGUGUCAUCUCCAGUGUGCCAUAAUCACGUGUCUAAGACUUGCUGCGAAGCUGAACGAGGAGGAGGAGACCCUAGAGGACAAGUGGAGAAGCAGAACUGAGGCCCGAUCUUGCAGAUUCUUCUGGCCUCGCUGGUUGAUGCUGGCCAGGUGGAUGCAACCUGCAUUAAACACAGUCAAUUCCACAUGUAAACGACUUCAUAAAGCACUAUGGCCCCAGCUAUAGCCCGAAGGAGCUUCUGAGGAUGGAGCUGGUUAUUCUGGACAAACUGCACUGGGACAUCCACACCGGGACACCUCUGGACUUCUUGAAUAUAUUCCAUGCCCUAGUGAUCCUGAGCCAGCCCCGCGUGAUCGAUCUGCUGCCUCAGACGAAGCCUUCCUGCCACGUCGCGUCCCUGACCAGGCAACUGCAGCACUGUAUGGCGGGCCACCAGCUGCUGCAGUUCAAGGGCUCCACACUGGCUUUGGUCAUCAUCACCUUAGAGUUCGAGAGGCUCAAAC
This is a messenger RNA of Heterocephalus glaber (naked mole-rat), 972 nucleotides long. It is a transcript of the gene Ccni2, whose product is annotated as cyclin I family member 2. Lineage: Eukaryota; Metazoa; Chordata; Mammalia; Rodentia; Bathyergidae. The record is from RefSeq and is a predicted model, not a curated record.